Molecule: messenger RNA, 891 nt
Organism: Chaetomium fimeti
Lineage: Eukaryota; Fungi; Ascomycota; Sordariomycetes; Sordariales; Chaetomiaceae
Exons: 7
Coding region: 1-891 (296 amino acids)
Molecular function (GO): oxidoreductase activity
Source: RefSeq, a predicted model, not a curated record
AUGACACAGCACCGGCAGGACGAGGUACUCGCUGAGUUGGGCUUCUUAGCCCGGAUUAAUCUCUAUGAGAAAGUGAAGCCUUAUGGGUUGCGGUUACCGCCGCCGGAGGGCCUCGCUCAGUCCAAUAUCGAAGGCCACAUGCAGUUGGUCAACGUCCGAAACGCCCGGCUACAUGACAAGAAAAUCUCCCUCGAGUGCCGCGGGUUCUGCUUGGCCCCGUUCUCUACCUCGAUGAAAUACACCGACUUUGAAGAGCCCCUGAAGGUCAAAGAUGUUUAUUGUGCCGAGGUCGCAGAGGCGGUCAAGGCGGGCGUUGCUGGCGCUCGCCACACCCGUAUCCGGCGUAGAGAUGCCAACUUUCCGACCUCCACGGGUGUCGACUUUGAACACGCACAACCUGCGAGCAUGGCUCACGCUAACUUCACCCCAGAUAUCGCAGUCCAGAUGAUCAAGACGCUAUACGGCCCUCGAGCAGACGAGGUAAUCUCUGAAGGUUGGGCCAUCGUCAAUGUCUGGAAACCACUCAAAGAUGCAGUAGUUGACUGGCCGUUGGCCGUCUGUGACAGUCGCACGUUCGACGCGGAACAUGACGGCGUACCCGCGGAUGUUGUGUACAGAGACUGGAUCUCCGAAGAUGUGCUGGUUCAUCACGCCACGGGCCAGGAAUGGUGGUUCUUCCCAGAGCAACAGCCUGACGAAAUACUGUUGUUCAAGAGCGUGGACUCGGAGAAGGGACUCUACGCUGCUUGCCCACACGUCGCAUUCGCCAACCCAAGGGCUUCGCCUAACGCUCCGUUGCGUGAAAGCGUUGACUGUAGAGUUAUCGUGUUCUUCACCAAGGCGUCAGAGCUUCCGCCAGAGGUUGGGCACCUGUAUGGUGCAAAAGAUUGA